GCCGCAGCGGCCCCAUGGAUUUCUACGAGGCGCAUCCCUCCGGCAAGGUGGACUUCGGCAGUAAAAGACCCGUGUUGGUUCUUCAGAAUGACUCUCUCUACUCUCAAAGACGUCCUUACACCAAUGAAGAUGAGGCCUGGAAAACUUUUCUUGAAAAUCCCCUCACAGCAGCUACCAAAGCUAUGAUGAGCAUCAAUGGGGACGAAGACAGUGCAGCUGCUCUCGGAUUGCUCUAUGAUUACUACAAGGUUCCAAGGGAGAGGAGAUCUUCAACAGCUAAGCCUGAGGUAGAACAUCCUGAACAAGACCAUAGCAAAAGGAACAGCAUCCCAAACGUUUCAGAACAGUCGCUCAUUUCUGCUGGAGAAAACAGAGUCCAGGUUCUGAAAAAUGUGCCUUUCAAUAUUGUCCUUCCACACACCCCCCAGAUGGGCAUGGACAAGCGGGGCCACCUCACAACCCCUGACACGACAGUUACGGUUUCCAUUGCCACGAUGCCCACCCAUUCCAUCAAAACGGAGACGCAGCCCCAUGGCUUUGCCGUGGGCAUCCCGCCGAGCGUGUACCACCCCGAGCCGCCCGAGCGCGUGGUGGUCUUCGACAGGAACCUCAAUCCCGACCAGUUCAGCUCCAACACCCAGCCUCAGAACUCCCAGAGGCGAACGCCAGACUCCACCUUCUCAGAGACUUUCAAGGAGGGCGUGCAAGAGGUUUUCUUUCCUACUGAACUGAAUCUCCGAAUGGCCAAUAUGAAUUCAGAAGAUUAUGUUUUUGACAGCAUUUCUGGGAAUAACUUUGAGUACACUCUGGAAGCCUCCAAGUCCCUCCGACAGAAGCCUGGGGACAGCACAAUGACUUACCUGAAUAAAGGUCAAUUUUACCCAAUCACACUGAAAGAAGUCAGCAGCACUGAAGGAAUCCAUCACCCCAUCAGUAAAGUCCGAAGUGUCAUUAUGGUUGUGUUUGCUGAAGACAAAACAAGGGAAGAUCAGCUCAGGCACUGGAAGUACUGGCACUCAAGACAGCACACAGCCAAACAAAGAUGCAUUGACAUAGCUGACUACAAGGAGAGCUUCAACACCAUCAGCAACAUUGAGGAGAUUGCGUACAAUGCCAUAUCCUUCACCUGGGACAUCAACGAGGAAGCAAAGGUUUUCAUUUCUGUGAACUGCCUCAGCACAGACUUUUCCUCUCAGAAGGGAGUUAAAGGUCUGCCCCUGAAUCUUCAGAUUGACACUUACAGCUACAAUAACAGGAGUAACAAACCUGUCCACAGAGCCUACUGCCAAAUUAAAGUCUUCUGUGACAAGGGAGCAGAGAGGAAGAUCAGGGAUGAAGAGCGAAAGCAAAGCAAAAGAAAAGGCAAGUGCACUGAUCCCAGCUCUCAGUUGAACGCCUUUUCUGAUGUUAAAGUGCCCAUGCUUCCCUCACACAAGCGUACAGACAUCACCAUCUUCAAGCCCUUCAUGGACCUGGACACUCAGCCUGUCCUGUUCAUCCCUGAUGUUCACUUUGCAAACCUGCAGCGUGGGGCUCAUGUCCUUCCUGUUGCUUCAGAAGAACUAGAGGGUGAAAGCUCCAACCUGAAGAGAGGAGCUUAUAUUGGUGAAGAGGACUUUAUUGCUACUCCAAAUAAGAUGGCAAGAAUAGAAGAGCCAAAAAGAGUGCUGCUGUAUGUCCGAAAAGAGUCAGAGGAAGUCUUUGAUGCCCUGAUGUUAAAGACACCAUCCCUGAAAGGCCUAAUGGAAGCAAUAUCUGACAAGUAUGAAGUUCCUUUUGAUAAAAUAGGAAAAAUCUUCAAAAAAUGUAAAAAAGGAAUUCUGGUCAACAUGGAUGAUAACAUUGUGAAACACUAUUCCAAUGAAGAUACCUUCCAACUGCAGAUUGAAGAGGUUGGAGGAUCUUACAAGCUUACUUUGACUGAGAUCUAAGAUCACAGAUCACUGUGGAUUUUAAACAAAGGUCUCAAGUGAACAUUUUCCCAUAAUUCAGUAUGUUGGGCAAAACACUAAUCCCCUCCAGAAGAAAGCCAGAUGUUUGACUUGUUCUGGGGAGCAGAGCAGUGGUUUUGCUUAAUACAUUUGUAUUUGUCUUCUUGCUCAUGACCUUAUUUGCACUUGAAAUGGGCAAGCAAAGAUCAGCAAUUAAAUGGAGAGCAUGUAUAUAUUUUUACUAGUGUAUAAACCACUAGUAGGUAUGGGAGGGGAAAUCUCCUGGAAGGUGGCCUUUUAGACUGGUGAUGUCUUAUUUAUCUAUUCAGUAACCAUGUUUGAGCCUGUUAUCACCUACUACCAUUUUACUGGACUGUUUUCUGCUAGGGAGAGCUGCAAAACUACUAAUUGAUACUAGUAGGAGUUGCAUGCAGGUUGGAGAAAAGUCUAUAAUGUUUACUUGUGACCAGGGCAGACUGUUGAAAUCACUUGUGUCAUUUGGGGGGAAUGUAAAACUGCCUUGCUUAUGAAGAACUCGCCUUAGUAACUGUGUGAACUCUCAUCAGAUGAAGCUAUAUUGUAUAUAAGUGCAAUAUAUUUUUGAAGGUUUGUAAAUGUGUACAUAUAAGCAAUAUAUAAUAUAUAUAAAAUAUGGUGUUCUGUAUAUACCGUGAAUAUAUGCAAUGAAGCCCAUCUAAAAGGAUGCCAUAUACAGAGAAAACAUAUUUAACUAGAUAUUUAAAAAUGGACAAACCCUUAUCAUGCACCAAAGGUGAGCACACGUUUGUACAUUCAUAGAAGGCACAAGAGACCUGCUUGUUAAACAUGGAUCUUCCUAUGUAGAAGGAAAAAUAUACCAGCUCUCUCCUAGAUCCUCACACACAGACAGGUGAUGGAAGUCCUGGUUUCUGUCAUGAACUGCCACUAAGUCCUGAACCCGCUGUGUACUGCUGUCCUGGGAGGCAGUUUGGGCCAAGUCUGAGAGCUGGUUCACAGGAGGAGCUGCGUAGAUGCAGUUCUCUGGAAGUCUCGUGUUGGGGGUCAGACAAAAGGUCUCCUGGAGGCUGGAUGUUUUUUCUGUAGCAGUGUACUUAAGGCUCAGCUGGAUGCUGCCUGCACCAGCAGCUCAGGCUGGAUGAACCCAUGGACUAGAUGGGUUCUAGCUUGCAAGGCCUAGGAUGUCAACAACUGGAAAUGCACAGGCAAGGCUUAUGAGCGAGGAAGGUGGCUCAGCAGGCCAAGUAUUAUCAGGGAGUAGGGCCUCCAAGUAGGUUAUGCAUUUUUGGUGCCUGUACAUACCAUGGGCCUGCUGCUGAGCUGGAGAGACCCAAUGGGCACAGCAGGCAUCCUGAGUCCCAGCUGGGAGUGCUAGACACCUCCAAAAAGUACUGCCCUGUGCUAUUUACUCAUCAUGUGCUUGUGAAGGAAAGGCACUCUUUGGUUAAUAGCGAGUGAGAAAGGGCAGCACUAAGGCAAAAACCUCCGUUACAUAGUGAGCAGAUGAACAUGAGUGACAGGUCCAGUGUCAGAGCUUUAGUGAGGGAUCUGGGUUAUGCAAGAGGUUUAUAACAUUUUCAGACAGUACAAAGCUGUACAUACCUCACCUAGAACAUGAAGGUCAACCUGGAAAGACUGGAGAAAUAGUCCAGAAAAGUAGCAUGUGAUCUUACUUAAAAAUUAAUUAUUCUACUUAAUGGUUAACAAAUUGUUUAGCUCUGUCACAGUGCUGUUUGGAAGAGGGAGGCAAAUGCCACGUUGAGUUGAUCAACAGGAGCAUGACCUGCAAGAAAUAGGAGACCUCCCCCUUUGACUCUGCUUGGCAUCACUGUGGCCUCCACUGGAGCACAGGCCAGACCAUGUGGUCCUUCAGCCAGAGCUCAUGACUUCUGAGGAGGAAGGCCAGCAUGAUUUGGCUGGUGAGGGGUCAUGUUCAGAUGGGAUGAUUGAUGGGAGCAGCCUCCCAACCCAUGGACAUGUCCUCCCUAUCCAUGGCAAGCACAGGGAGCAGUGGGUGUAAAUCACAGAAAUUCAGGCUGGCUGUUGAGGCAGUUCUCUCUAGUGAGAAGAGCAGGUAUCUCUGGACUGUUACAGGUAUAAUUCAUUCUCCCUUGGUGGUCAGUCGAGGUGACCACUUGAAGUUCCCUCCCCACCUUCUUUUUUAAUGAUUUCUCUAAAAUACAGUAUUUUGGAAUUUGUAUUUGGAUCAAUCCUGAGCUGGUUCAUUCCAUUCCCCCCCCUAUUCCUCCCUCCUUCCUUCUCCUCCUUCGUUGAUGGGCCCCAGCAGAGAGUUGGUGAUGCUCUGGGCACUGCAUGCUCCCCUCUUUGCUCUGUGGCUGGAGGUGAGCAAACUGCACACAGACUGUGGGCAUGUGGCCAGAACAGGUGGGCUUGAGGCCGAAGGAGAGAGGCUGAUGUGCAGCAUGAUGCUGAAGAGACUUGGCCAACACCUGCCCCCUGCACAGGAAUGCGCUGCUGGCACAGCACCAUGGGACUCGAGCCCAGCCAGCACCAGCCUCCUGCCUGGGCCUCCCUUCAGCAGUCACAGGAAUCAUUUUAUUACGGCAAGGGAAGUUUUUAUAAAAACCUGAUAUAUAGAAUACAUAUAUAUAUAUACACAUUUUUAUUGAAAAUGGAAGUUUUAUUACGGAAACUUGGUCUAGGGUCAGGGAAGUAGAUUUAGAGUCUCCAUAGAGGUAAGAUUGACAUGAAUGUUAUUUCUUUUUACUGCUUAAUGAAGUAUGUGAACGAAAUCUGACGAUUGUUUUCCAUUCUAAGAUAUUCUGGGACACGGGUCUUAUAACAGUAGCAGCAA
This is a messenger RNA of Catharus ustulatus (Swainson's thrush), 4743 nucleotides long. It is a transcript of the gene GRHL1, whose product is annotated as grainyhead like transcription factor 1. The record is from RefSeq and is a predicted model, not a curated record. Gene Ontology annotation, cellular component: nucleus. Gene Ontology annotation, biological process: regulation of transcription by RNA polymerase II. Gene Ontology annotation, molecular function: DNA-binding transcription activator activity, RNA polymerase II-specific; RNA polymerase II cis-regulatory region sequence-specific DNA binding. NCBI's taxonomy places the organism in Eukaryota, Metazoa, Chordata, Aves, Passeriformes, Turdidae. The coding region runs from base 15 to 1931 and encodes 638 amino acids. The transcript is spliced from 16 exons.